CCUACCACCACUUUUCAAAAGUCGACUUCAUUUCCCAGCUUCGAAAGUGGUGGCAUAUUGCCUGUCUCAGGCUCAGGUACUUGUUAUUGGUCAUCGAGUCAGGAUUACCCAAUGUCGUCCACUACAAGCACCAAGUCUAAGAAGUACAUUUGCUCCCAUGAAGGAUGUGGGAAGGGGUUUACGAGAUCGGAUCACCUUCAGCGCCACGUCCUGAACCAUGGUGAAGGCGACAGCACAUGCACGAGAUGUAGCCUGCACUUCAAGAGACCUGACUUGUUAGACAGACACAUGGCCCGCCAUCGGCAGAAAGAUGAAGAGGCCGGAGGUGAAGGUCUUGGAGUCAUCGAGAGCAGGAAGAAGCUCUGGAAAGACGCCAAUGGCAACAUUGUGAACAAGCGACCGGCUGAAGGUGAAGCGUGUCGAGCUUCGGCGAAGAAGCAGGCCACGGAACCAAAUCAUCCCAACCAAACAAGCUCAACGGUCCUCGUGGAGGGCUACAACCCCCAGGCGGGACUCCAUGCUGAGCCACUUUCACCACCAAAGUCGAUGCUGAGCGCCGAGUCCUUCGAGCUGUUCUCACAUCAGUUGCCAGAACUGCCAGAUGACCAAGAUUUCAUCGAACCCACGUCGGGACCUGAUAUGUUCGACUUCCUAGCCAAUUCGUCAUGGGGUUCCAGCUCGUCCAAUUCUUUUGGCAUGCAACCCGAGAUAUCGUUUGAUGACAUGUUCAACCCCGAUACUGCAAGCUCUUUCAAUAUGCCAUUCACGACGAUGAACAAUUACAAUUGGUUGUUCGACCUCGGCGACACCACGCGAAUGUCUAUGUCGAAUCCGCAGAACGUCAGCAUGAUGUCCGAAACACACGACUCGACGCGAGAUCAUCAGAUGGAUAACAUGCAGUAUCAGUCAACAGCGCAACCCACAGCCGACAAAUUCGGACUGGACAAUAGAACUACGUCUGCAGACACCAUUUUCAGGCAACCAGCAGUCCCGCAACAUUCGUCUUCAGAUGCUUUCCAAGCGCCAGAUGUCUACCAUUUCAACUCAAUGUCUGCCCCCAAUGCCGGUAUCGCGAGCACGGGAUCUCCGUCGCCCGUCGAAUCCAACAGAUCUGGCAAUCCUACGUCGGAAGUCGACUUUUCUCCGCCUACCACCACAUCCCCAGACUCAAUGCACACCCAAGCCGCAAAUCCAGCCAACCCACACUCUUCGCUAUUCAACAUGCAAACACUCCCUCCAGCUCAACCUCGCCGAUCGAUGCCUACUAUGGAUGAAGUAUCCCGCAACCAGAUACUGGAUCUCUUGGUGGCCGCUCGACCCAAGACACCCGAGGGGACCGAAAUCUCUCGCGACCACCCACUUUUGUCCAUCUCAUCCAUGCAAAACUACCUGGAUCUUUUCUUCUCUCGCUUCAAUGUCGCAUACCCUCUUCUGCACCAAGCUACGUUUGAUCCUUCCCAAACAGAGCCCUUGCUCUUACUAGCUGUUCUCCUUCUCGGUGCCACAUACAGUGAGAAGGCUAUCCACCGACUAGCCGUAUGCAUACACGACGUUCUGAGAGCGCAGAUCUUUCAGCACACCGCUUUCUCCUCGACUCCGGAGCUGUGGAUGCUUCAGACCAUUCUGCUGGUCGAAUGCUUUGGGAAGUCGAGAGCAGGCCAGAAGCAGCAUGACAUGGCCCACCUCUUCCAUGGCUUGUUGAUCAAUCUGAUCCGACGAAGCGACUGCCAAACCGUAAGACAACCGAACCUUGGUGAAGGUUCCGGCGACCUGGAGUCGGACUGGCGAAAAGCAAUCGACAUCGAGCUUCGAAAGAGACUCGCAUUCCUUUGCUUCCUCUGGGACACGCAACACGCCGUCCUCUUCUCCCAGUCACUGUGCAUGUCGUCAUUCGAACUCCGCACCACCCUUCCAUGCAACCAGAGUACAUGGGAAGCCAGUUCCGCCGAGGAAUGGUGGAAAUACGCCAGAAAGGAGCCGCAAAUCUCCUACCUCUCCGUCUUGAAAGCAUACAUGAACCCCGAGUCAAGUGCUCCGAUCCCUCAGCUCAACGCUCUUUCUCGCCUGCUCGUCCUUCACGGCCUCAUGUCCAUCCAGUGGGACAUGAAACGCAGGGACCAGACGUCUCUAGGCAUUGGAAGCGUCAAUGGCUCUUCGCCCGACCAGCCACGCUGGCAAGACCGACUCUCUCAGUCAUACGAUGCCUGGAAAGCCGACUUUGACACCUACUGCAUGAACAUGACGCUGUCCCUCAACGACAACCCCAGCCGAAAAGCCGAAUUCACCCGCUUCAGCACGGCCACCAUCGCCAUCUACCACGCCGCACACAUCACGCUCAACGUCGAAAUCCUCGACCUGCAAAUCUACGCCGGCGCCCGACAUAUCAUCGGCCGCCCCGUGACGCGGGCCGACUACGACCGCUCACGACGGAUGCUGAAAGACUGGGCAAAGCCAGGCGGCGCCACGCCAGCCGCCAAAGCUGCCUGGCACGCGGCGCAUCUCCUGCGCGACGGCAUAAUGAACCUCGACAAUUGGGACGUCAACAACGCCUUCCAUUACCCCUGGUGCUUGUACCUCUCCACGCUGACGUGCUGGGCGUUCCAUUUCGCCAACGUCAUCGACAAGAACGGGACGACGAACAACAACAACAACAGCAACAACGAUCGGAACACGCCCUCAAAGAAUUCCCAUCUUGACAAUGGCGGCGUCGAUAACGGCAUGGUCUGGCACGCAAAGUCGGAGAUGAACGCUCUGGUCAGCAGCAUGGCCAGCGUCAUGCCUGAGAACCUGUGGCGCGGACUUGGAAAGUACUCGACUUCCGGACUGACUGCCGUAAUGGCCAAGCACUUGAGCAACAUCCGAUGGGCGGUGGUGCAUGAAGGCAUGAAAGUGCUCAGAGGCCUCGUGCCGGAGCGGUGUAUAAACGAGUAUGAGACGUUCUUGAAGUAGACGACUUAGCCAAUAUGAAAUUCAAUAACGACGCAAUACUAGUACUAG
This is a messenger RNA of Exophiala xenobiotica, 2997 nucleotides long. RefSeq lists its product as uncharacterized. The transcript has 6 exons. The record is from RefSeq and is a predicted model, not a curated record. Gene Ontology annotation, molecular function: zinc ion binding; DNA-binding transcription factor activity, RNA polymerase II-specific; RNA polymerase II cis-regulatory region sequence-specific DNA binding. Gene Ontology annotation, cellular component: chromatin. NCBI's taxonomy places the organism in Eukaryota, Fungi, Ascomycota, Eurotiomycetes, Chaetothyriales, Herpotrichiellaceae. Gene Ontology annotation, biological process: regulation of transcription by RNA polymerase II; DNA-templated transcription. The coding region runs from base 112 to 2949 and encodes 945 amino acids.